Acanthocheilonema viteae is the source of this 249-nucleotide messenger RNA. The record is from the annotation of a GenBank genome assembly. Lineage: Eukaryota; Metazoa; Nematoda; Chromadorea; Rhabditida; Onchocercidae.
AUGCGAGCGCACCGCGGCGAAUUGGUUGUCGAAGUAAUUACUGCUGAGCAGCUCAGCAAGAAACAUGAAGCGGCACUGAAGGAAGCGUUGAACAAAUUUGCAAAGCCUGGACAGAAUUUGCAAAUUAAAAUGAGCGUGAAACCGAGUAUUCUUGGUGGCAUGAUGGUGAGUAUCGGUGACAAGUUCAUCGACUUGAGUAUAAGCUCACAGUUCAAGAAAUUCGAGGAUAUUUUGUGGAACGCUGCUUGA